AUGGAAAAUUUCAAGUCUAAUAUUUCUUUAGUAAACUGUGUUCCUGGUAACUGUACACGUAUAAUGGAUACAGACAGUUAUUUUGAGCUUAAUUGCACUAAUUUUGAUGAUAAACUGAUGAAAGAUGUACGAAAUCAAUUGGAAAAAGAUGGAUACGUCAAAGUGAAAUGUGAACAGAUUCCAAACAAUGACUGUGACAAAGCAGCCCUGGAUAUAAUUAAACGAAUUGGUGGUGUUUGCUGUCCGUACAGUGAUGAAGAAAAUUCUUUUAUAUGGCCUGUAAAAGUUUUAGAAAUGGAUGCACCUGAAUCAGAACUGCAAGCUUCUCAAUUAGAUCGAGAACUUGUUUUUCAUACAGAUUGUUCAUAUGAACAAGAUGCACCAAAAUUUGUUGCACUUUACAUUGUUCAAUAUGACCGCAGCGAAGAUGGCGGUAAAUUUCAAAUGGUUAAAACUACUGACAUUCUUAAUAAAUUAUCGGAUAAAAGUAAACAUUUAUUGAGAUUUGAAACAUAUCAAAUAAAUGUACCGCCUGAUUUUCGAAAAGGUGAUACUGAUUAUAUUUGUGGAUCAAUUAUUUUGGGUGAUGAUCUUCUACGUUAUCGAUGGGACAUUAUUGAUCAGAACCGAUUAAUCAAUGAAACAGCUGAAAAACAAGACGCCAUUAAGGAGCUAAAUUCGAUUAUUUUGGCUGAGGAUAAAUUGAAUGUGUUUCGUCCACUACUUAAUAACAAUAUGAUGGUACUGUUCGAUAAUACAAAAUUUGUUCACGGUAGAACAAAGAUCAAAGAUUCAGAACGAUAUUUGUUGCGAAUAAGAUUCAAUUUGGUUUAUUAA
Molecule: messenger RNA, 837 nt
Organism: Didymodactylos carnosus
Lineage: Eukaryota; Metazoa; Rotifera; Eurotatoria; Philodinida; Philodinidae
Source: the annotation of a GenBank genome assembly